This is a messenger RNA of Microthlaspi erraticum, 306 nucleotides long. NCBI's taxonomy places the organism in Eukaryota, Viridiplantae, Streptophyta, Magnoliopsida, Brassicales, Brassicaceae. The record is from the annotation of a GenBank genome assembly.
AUGGGAUAUCUAGUGAUUGUACUAAGCAUCUACAACAUCUACAAAGGGUUAUCCAUCUUACAACCUGGAAGCUCAUGGAAGAUUGCUUACAGUACCGUUAUCGGUGCCAUUGGAUUGUUUGCGAUCGUGAUGGAGAUUUUGCAAUUUAACAAGAGAUGGGGUGGUUUGUGGUGGAAGAAACCUGAAGACAUAGAAGCUGAUCCAAACGUGAUGAAGAUUUUGCAAUUUAACAAGAGAUGGGGUGGCUUGUACUGGAAGAAACCUGAAGACCUAGAAGCUGGUCCAACCGCUUCCGUUGAUGUCUAG